Endocarpon pusillum Z07020 is the source of this 2157-nucleotide messenger RNA. RefSeq lists its product as uncharacterized. Lineage: Eukaryota; Fungi; Ascomycota; Eurotiomycetes; Verrucariales; Verrucariaceae. The coding region runs from base 1 to 2157 and encodes 718 amino acids. The transcript has 6 exons. The record is from RefSeq and is a predicted model, not a curated record.
AUGUCCUCUCCUUCCACCAGCAGUCUUUUGUCUGCCUUUUCACCCUUUGCGAACCUUCCUGGCUCCCCACAUUCGGGUCAGAGCAUAAGUGAAAUUCGUAACUCUAUGAUGUCGUCUACUCAAGAAGCCCACUCCUACCUCUCGGCUCCAUCACCCAAUCCAAGCAAUAAUGGCAGUAACGAAACUUACAUCGAUCCCUCCCCAGUUGCACCGUCUUCAAAUGGGACUGAAUUUGCGGAUCUGGAUGAGGCUUUGGAACAUCAGAAGGAAAUUCCAAGUGAAGCCAAGCGCGUGGUUCGGAGUCACCCACCUACUCUACGGCAGCCGGAGCUUACUAUCAAAACGUCGACACCUGCAAGACUUGUACCGUCUCGGUCGAGAUCUGAUGAGGACGAACCUCCUCAAUCUGUCAUACACGCUCCGCCAGGGUUCGCAGAAUUUGCCAGGAGUACGGAACAGGCCAAGACCCGUUCCAGUCCGUCACCUUCGCUACGGUCAGAUACCACUGUUAGAUCGCCAGUCGCUGCCCAGGCCAAUGGAGAAUCAUUGAAACAAGCGACAGGCCCCACUUCACCGCCAGCGUUGACUACCACUAUCCAGCCGGUUAAGGAUUGGUCCGAAAGAGCCACCCCUCGUGCUCAGACACGAUUGGAAGUAGAUUCAUUUGACAAAAAGCCACUCGAGACAAGUCUUGAAGACAUCCCUGAAGGUCCCUAUGAUAUUGAAGCAGGUCUAGGAGCCGGCGAAGAGGAGCUUGGCGCCAUUCAGAAAACCAUUGGACAAUUCAAAGACACGGCAGAGGAGAUUGAAGCUUUGAGGACAGCACUCGCCGAGUGUUGGACGUUAUGCAAUACUCUAGCAAGCUUGAGCUACAUUCACCGGGAGCGGAUAUUCAACUUCGCUGGCAAGGGUGACCUCCAAGAGUAUGCAUGGAAGUCAUGUUGGAAGCUUUGCCAAAAGCUAUACGACAGCCGGGACGAUGAUACGACCAGUCAUGUCAGGCCAACGCUCGACCUCUGUCGAGACUUUUGUCAAGCCUUGUUCGACGUAAGGGUCAGAGAGAACGAAGGUGCAGACUCUGUCCUGCGAGUCAGCUUUGAGCUCAACAACCAUCUAUACAACACUCACGACAGGCAUUUGCCCGAGGCAUUUCGAGAACGGACACUAGACUUUUACAUCACUCUUUGCCACCGAUUGAUGAAGCAGAAAUCGCGACUAGCCGAGGAGACGGAUUCAUUAUUGCGUGCCUGCUGGUCGCUUGCAGAAAUGCUAUUCAGUCUCCGUCAGAACAAGAGGGAGGGGAAAGAUCCAGACGAAGAGCUUCUUGGCUCCGCCGUCCAGGCAUGUUGGGAGUUGUGUGACCUGUUUCGAGAAGGAUGGACACAGAUUCGACCUGAUCGCGGCACACCUCGACCCAGCCAGACCACAUUCACGCAAGCUUUCCAGCAAGCGCAGCAGUUUGGCUUCAUCCCAACAGUUGGCAAUAACGGGCAGCGUGGUUUGCCCGAAACACCGACCACGAUAUUCGAAGAUACCGUCAACUUGUCCCCAGAUGAGGCACCAACCCCCAAUAUCCUCAUCCUGGCCGCUGGCCAUCAGGAACAGCAGCAGCAGCAGCCCUCCUCUCACUCAACUGCCCACUCACAAGACUCCUCACAGACCCGCCGACCGCCCCACAACAAAUGGUCCUCCUCGUCCUCCACGCUCUCUGCCUCAUCGCGCAACUCAUCCCUGAGCAACGUCUCUUCCGCUCACACCAUCACCAGUCCUUCCGUCAACGCUAAUGCCAUCGUCGAGGACCCAAAUUUCACCCUCCUCAAACUCCUCUUCGUCAAAGCGGCUCAAAACUCUGGCUUCCAGCGCUCUGGACCGCUCACCCUCCCUACGUUCACCAAAUCCAUGCCCUCGGACUCGUUCGGCAGCCUUACCUGGCAGGUCAACCUUCUCGAACACUACAAGAAAGCCGUGCUAGCAGAUGCGAACGGAUUUAGGGAGAUUGGUCCGCCGAUGAGGGCGGGGGCUGUUUAUGUCGCGCGAGCGGUGGCGGCAAUGGUGCAGACGGGGUAUUAUGGGUGGUUGAGGGAUCUGUAUCGUUUGGUAUUUGGCUUCUAUAUCGAGGAGGCAGGAACUAGGAAAGGGGUUGCGGUACAAACAUGA